ACCAUGGCUGCAGCGGUUUAGGGGGGCGCUGCAUCUGCACAGACCCAGAGGGGUGCCAUCAAAAGACAACAUCACAUCACAAGGAAGAAAUAGGUGGUUUCAGCUUGAAGGAAGGGGGGAAGACGCCCUUGUGAAAAAAUCUUUAGAAAAACCCUGUAAACUCUGGAAACGGAUUAUUAUCCCUUUCAUCCUUAUUUCGUUUUCAUCUUUUUUCCUCUUUAACUUUCCUGCUGUGGUCUCCACACCGAUUUGGAUUACAAGGAAUCUUUUCGGCACUAUUUCUCCAACCGAGUGAAAGAAUUUGGAUUAUCCUCUGAGGUCGACUGCGUCCUUCACCAUCUGAAGGAUCUAUCUGCUUAUCCGCUCCACCUGGAACAACUUAGAUGAGCUCAACCUGCUUAUAACUCACCAAGCAAAAGGCCUGCACCAACAACUGAUCACUCCAGCUGCAAAGUUCGUACGACACUGAAACCACUUUCUCUCUCUCUUGUGAGCUCUGUCAGCUUUUCAUCACACCUGGACAGACUCCUUAUCUCACGUUUCUCCCUUGUCUUUGCACUUAUCGUUGCAUGGUAGUAAGCCAUGGCGCUGCUGAAGAUAAAGUUCAGCCAGCAGAGGCGGGUGCGUCUGGCCCAGGGCCUCUGGCUGCUCUCCUGGCUGGCAGUAAUGUGUGGGGCCUUCAUCUUUUGUCUGGGGGUUUAUCUCAAGAUCGAGCUGCUUCGUAGAGACGAGGUGAUGGAGAACACAGAGAUCCACGUAGUACCAAACCUCCUAAUGUUGGUCGGCCUGGCCUCCAUUGGAGCCAACUGGGUUGCCAGUCGGGUGUGCCAGGACUCUCUGGAUGCCAGCCGCUUCCCCCGCUGGAAGGUCCUCUUGCUGGGCUGGUAUGCUGUGGCCGCUCUGCUGUGCUGCCUGCUCCUUGCUGUGGUCGUCCUCAGUUAUGUCCUGCAGGGGAGGCUGGAAGAGUCGCUGAAGGUGGGCCUGAGGAACGGCAUCCGGUUCUACAAGGAUACGGACGUCCCCGGCCGUUGCUUCCAAAAGGAGACCAUUGAUCGUCUGCAGAUGGAGUUUCGCUGCUGUGGAAACAACAACUUCAAGGACUGGUUCGAGGUUCAGUGGGUCAGCAACCGAUACCUGGAUUUCACUUCCCAGGAAGUCAAGGAUCGUAUACGGAGUAACGUGGACGGCCGCUACCUGUUAGAUGGAGUUCCUUUCAGCUGCUGCAACCCUGCCUCCCCUCGGCCUUGCCUGCAGAACCAGCUGACAGAUAGCAGGGCCCACUACAACUAUGAAUACCAAUCAGAGGAGCUCAACCUGUACAGCCGCGGCUGCAGGCAGGCUUUAACAGACUACUACAUGGGUUUGAUGAACUCGACCGGACCUGGUGUGCUCUCAGUCAUCUUAAUUCAGCUGUCUGUGCUCCUGAGCAUGCGUUACCUGCAGACAGCCGUGGAGGGAGCAAUGGCUCUGGAGACUCCAGAGGGUGAAAGUGAGGGUUACAUCCUGGAGAAGGACGUAAAGGCAACCUACGCUGACGUCAAAGCCAAGGCUCUUGACCUCCUAAAGUUUGCCCAAGUCGAUCCGGCUUCCGAAGCCGCAGGGGCUGAAGAGGGGGAGAAAGAAGCUGAAGCCACGGCGAAGGCCGCCACGCCACCUCCGGCCAGCUAGAACAAGGAAAACCAAAAAGAUAUAAAAAUGAUGGGAGGCAGAGUGAGGGUCUGUGUUUUAUUUAUUUAUUUUCAUUUUUGGUUGUGUGACUUGGAUGGCAGCAGGAAGGACACCUGUUGGGUUUUGAGACCAGUAGGCUUGAAUUGUGCUCCAUCUUUGAAGCAGCCACAGCUCCCUUGAACAUGACCAGAACAGGGCAACACAAACGAAAAAUAAAUCUUCUCUGUGCAGGACACCAUGAACCAUCAGAGAAUCCGCUCACGAGGUUGUGUAGUACUUUUUGUUUCUUUUCUUUUUUCUAGAAGACAUUCAAAAUUUACUCAGGUGUAGCAUAAGCACAGAAAAACAUAUCUGACAUGUUUUGAGUCAAAUUUGGGAAAGUUAAACUCAGAAAGCUAAGUUUUAUCCCAUGUGCACUGUAUUAUUCAUCUCUCUGCUGUAGAGUUUGUACUGAACUGCAAUGAAAUGUUUAGGCACUUGUUAAACUGGCACAUGAAUAUUAAAUUAAAGGUAGACAUUUUUAACUGC
Molecule: messenger RNA, 2196 nt
Organism: Gambusia affinis (western mosquitofish)
Lineage: Eukaryota; Metazoa; Chordata; Actinopteri; Cyprinodontiformes; Poeciliidae
Gene: rom1b
Product: retinal outer segment membrane protein 1b
Exons: 5
Coding region: 583-1668 (361 amino acids)
Biological process (GO): visual perception
Cellular component (GO): membrane
Source: RefSeq, a predicted model, not a curated record